This is a messenger RNA of Raphanus sativus (radish), 657 nucleotides long. RefSeq lists its product as uncharacterized. NCBI's taxonomy places the organism in Eukaryota, Viridiplantae, Streptophyta, Magnoliopsida, Brassicales, Brassicaceae. Bases 1 to 657 code for a protein of 218 amino acids. The record is from RefSeq and is a predicted model, not a curated record. The transcript has 4 exons.
AUGGAUCCCAACACCAGCACCGAGCCCGAUAUGUCGCACCCUAUGGAUGCAGCUUGCGCUGAUCCCUCUAAUUCUCCGGUAAAAGGCAAGGAAGAACCGCUUCCAGAAGCAGAUCAUGUAGACGACGAAGGAAGCGGGGAAGAGGAUAUCGAAGAGGAUAUAGAAGAGAAGAAAGACAGCAGUGAAACCGACCAAGUUUGGGGAUUUGAUAGUUUCGAGGGUGAUGACUACGAGUCGCCUGACGAGUCUCCUGAGGAUGAUGAUGAAAGAGAGUACCGUAGAUACGUGCGCCAUUAUCACGAGACACGGGGUUUCAAGGUGGAUAAAGAAAUGAUCCCCAAAAAUCUUUUUCAAGGAUUACGUGGUCUCAAUCUCGAUCGCUACUUCAUCAAGCCUAACCUCACGGGGCGUGAGUACAUGGAGAUUAUGGUGAAGGUGGCUAUUGACAAAUACAACCAAACAGAGAAUAAGAUGCUGACUCUUGACCAUAUUGUGAGGGUGGUGGUGAGGAUGAGCACUGGCGUUAAAGCUUAUAUUACUUUCAUGGCUAAGGAGACUCCAGAUGGAGAGCUUGUAGAGUACCAAGCUAAGACUGAGCGGAAGGUCUGGCAGAAAGACAUUCAUGCCAUAUUUUGCAGACCAGCUUCUAAAGGUUAA